Molecule: messenger RNA, 1968 nt
Organism: Stereum hirsutum FP-91666 SS1
Lineage: Eukaryota; Fungi; Basidiomycota; Agaricomycetes; Russulales; Stereaceae
Exons: 3
Coding region: 1-1968 (655 amino acids)
Source: RefSeq, a predicted model, not a curated record
AUGCCCAAAUCAGUGACACCCUCGGCGCGACCUGCGACACCCUCGAACGCCAACCCAGCCCCGCUGGACACCCCGACCCAAGAUGACCCGACAAGACGUGUGUCAUCACCAUUGCGCUCCGCGAGCGUUAUCCACUCGACCUCAUCCGUGGGCACCGGUGUCGAUACACCUGCUCUUGCCUCUGGCCCCGAUCGAGAGUCUGUUCUGUCCACUGCUACCGACAACGGAUGCCGUGUCACGAUCGAAUCCAAAAUCGCAGCUGGUUUGAAUUCGUCCGCUCGCGUGCGGCCCUUCAUACCAAUUAAGCUCCCCAACUUCCGCAAGAGCAAGCACGUCGGCGCUGCGAGUCCAUCGCUUGCGGGUCAAGGUGAAGGUUCCUCCGCUGCUCAGCUCGCCCCUAAGGUGCCGAUCCCCGUCAUCACACAUAUCCAGGGGCCGGUGCAAGAACACGCUAAGACAUCUCGUCAUCCCGUACCACCGUCAUGGAGAGCCGCUACUACCCAUAAUUCAUUUCUCGCCUCGAAUCAUCGCAAAAGCGCAACCGCACCGGCGUCUGCUCGUAUGGCACCGAAUAGCCAGUCUGUUUCAACUAACGCGGACGCGGACGGCAAGGGGCGCUAUACGAAUAGCAAGGCUCGGAUCGCUACCCUCGCCAUAGGUGAAUGGCGCGCAGGUACCUCUGUUGGCGCGACGCCACGUCGGGCCUUGCCCAACUCAAAGGCGGUCAAGAUCGCUGACGGUAAACUAGCUGACGGCGCGACCACGUCCGGUGCGGCUCUAGCCCCUCCGAAUGAUACCCUUUCUGCUAGUCUCUUCGUUACGAACAAACAGAGCCCUCCGUCCACCGCUCGUCGGGAACCGGAAGCUCCGAAUGCAUCGUCGUCGAAGGAGCUCCAUAGUAAAGCGAACGCGUUGAAAUCGGUGCCUCCCAUCGAAGGUUCGACGCUCACGAGGACGAAGAAGGGACAAGAUCCAAGAGUCGAGGGCUCGAAGGCUGUAAGAAAGGGUCCACGCAUAUCGUCCUCGUUAAGCCAGGCUAAGCCUCAGACCCCUCAAACCUCCUCUUCGAACGCGGUGAUACCACAACGCUUCAUCCAGACGGACAAGAAGAAGACUGCGAUGGCCUCGAGAGUGAAUUCGAACACAUCUUACCAGAGUUGCAGGCGACCACCCCCCAACGCCUCGUCAAGCUCGAAGACGGGGAAGAAAUCCGUCACAGAGGACCCUCAGUCGAAGAAAGAAGAGUGCCCAAAGCCCAAGAAGGUAGUUAUGGCGGCCCUUCCAUCGGAAGAGGACAUAGCCAAACUCGUCAUGAAGGACCCUGUGAUUUACGAGCUGGUCGGUAAAGCACAAAAGAACAAGACGAUUCUGAAGGACCUCUAUUUCAAGAAGGCGAAGCCGAGCCUUGAGGAUGAUGGCGACCAGUCCCUCAAGGAGACAGUUGACGCGUCGGUGACAUCCAAGGAUCCUACGCCGGCUGCCAGCGCUUCCAACUCAGACGCAACGAAUACACUUUCGGAGACGGCACCGUCCGAGGAGGUCAAGCCAUCCACGACGGGCGCGGGGGGCGAGGGGGAUAUGCUCACUGCUGGAAGUCGCAGUACAACUUCUCCAGAAGUGUCCAGUACGUUGUCCGGUUCUCCUAGAACAGGUAUUCAGAAUAAAAGAAAAGCCGAUGCUGGAGAGACCUCCACUCGGGGGAACCGAGAUGAUACUCCAUACUCUGACCUGCCGGCUCGUCCAUCGAAAAGGCAUCGCGUAGAGGUGGAGCAGAAUCUUCCCACUUGGCCGGGUGCCCUUUUGAAGCGACCAUACAGUCGCUUUUUCUCUCGAUCUCCCUCAGUCGCAUCGUCCGUGACUCUAGUAGGAAACGGCGGAACACCAACUCCCGAACCGGACAAGGUUGAGCUCCGCAAGGAGAAUCCGAAGCGUCAGCUCGAACUCCUACCUGGUGACAAGCCAGUCUAG